UUGCACUUCUUGCUGACAUCGGUAUCAAUUAGAAUGUCUCAUAACACUAUUGAUGAUCCAAAACCGACUAUGCUAUCAACAACCGUUAAGGCGUACGGCUGGAAAAUUGUGCUUUUGCCCGGCAUGGAAGAUCCCCAGGGCCUGGUGGAGAAAAUUCGAAAUUUUAAAAUACGAGACGACGAUGUACUUGUAGCGGCGUAUCCCAAGUGUGGAACUCAUUGGCUAUGGGAGGUAACUCAAAUGUUAAUGAGGAGAACAUUGACGUAUGAAAAGAGAGCCAAGGAAUACACAAUGUUAGAGGCUGUCCAGGGGCUGGAAAGACUAGAACUGGAGCCGUCUCAGAGGAUUCUCAACUCCCACAAUGUCGUUGCCCAUCUGCCUAAAGAGAUCAUUGCCAAAAAAACUAAGAUUAUUCAUGUCAUUAGAAAUUCUAAAGACGCACUUGUUUCGUGGUUCUGGCAUUGUCAAAUCACCGAUGGUUUAAAAGAUGUGAAAUUUGCGGACAUAUUUGAAGCAGUGCUAUCUGACAACAUAUCGCUACCAUCACACCUGGACUAUUUGUAUCAGUGGUCAGAGUUUGAACAAAAUCAUCCUGAUCAUCCAAUCAAGCACAUUUACUUUGAGGACAUGAAAAAACAACCCGUCAAAACGAUCAAAGAACUAGCCACGUUUUUAAAUGUCCAAGAAAGUGAAACAUUUUUUGAACAAGUGGCAGAAGCUUGUAGCUUUGAAAACAUGAAGACAUUUGAAGAGAAUAAAGAAAAGAUGUAUCCAGAGGAAGUGAGAGCUGUUAUUGACAAAAUUAACGGAGAGCUGAAAUAUAUACGAAAAGGAGAGAUAGGAGACUGGAAGAAUCACUUCACAGUUGCCCAGAAUGAGCGGUUUGAAGAACGCAUCGCCACAUUUUUGAAAAACAAGGAUUUGAAGUUUACUUUUGUUUACGAAUAAAAAGAAAAUAUAAGACUGAGGGGAAAAAAAUAAAUGAGAAAGAAAGAAAAAAAAGA
Molecule: messenger RNA, 1004 nt
Organism: Biomphalaria glabrata
Lineage: Eukaryota; Metazoa; Mollusca; Gastropoda; Planorbidae
Product: sulfotransferase 1B1-like
Exons: 6
Coding region: 34-948 (304 amino acids)
Biological process (GO): sulfation
Cellular component (GO): cytoplasm
Molecular function (GO): sulfotransferase activity
Source: RefSeq, a predicted model, not a curated record